AUGAGUCUCAUCAACGAAGGCAAGGGAGGACCACCCAGAGCCUCCAGCGUGUUGCCAGCACCAACGGAGAAGAGUCCCGGGACUUCAACUCCAGCUCCACCAAACGGCGGAUUUGAUGCCUGGUUGCGUGUGUUCGCUGCGUGGCUCAUCUUCAUCAACACAUGGGGCUUGACUCAAACAUAUGGCACGUUUCAGGAGUUCUAUGAGGGAGCUCAUCUUUCUGGACGCAGCGCAAGUGAUAUCUCAUGGAUCGGUAGUAUGCAGUCCUUUCUCGUCGUCAUUAUCGGUGUCAUUGCCGGCCCGCUGUUCGACAUUGGCUUGCUGAAGCCGUGUUUGUUCGUGGGAAGUGUUCUUAUCGUCUUCGGCAUGAUGAUGCUCUCACUAUGUCAAGAGUAUUGGCAGAUUUUUCUCGCCCAAGGAAUCGUGGUAGGUUUUGGUGGAGGCAUGCUCUACAUUCCAGCUGUCGCGAUGGUCACUACACAAUUCACGACCAGGCGUCCAAUUGCUGUGGGCUUGGCCUCAUCAGGCUCUAGCAUCGGUGGCAUAAUUUUCCCGUUGAUGUUUCGCAACAUUCAACCACAAGCUGGCUUCGGGUGGGCUGUCCGUGCCAUUGCCUUCGUCAUUCUCAGUACGCUCUGUGCGGCACUUGUCAUCCUUGGGAGACACGAACAGCCCAGACCCGCCAAGCGACGAACCUUCAAGACACUGUUUGCCUUCGCCGCUCUGAAGGAGCCACGCUUCCUCGCCUUUACCGUCUCGCUCUUUUUCAUCUUCCUUGGCUUCUAUAUUCCGCUGUUCUACGUGCCGCUCUAUGCACAAUACGCACUCGAGACUUCAGAGGACUUAGCGUACAACCUCGUCGCUAUUGUUAAUGCAGGGUCCUUUUUCGGUCGAAUUUUGCCCUUCCUGGUCGUACGACUACUGCCUGUAUACAACCUCGCCUUCUGGACGGCAGUCUCGGCAGUCCUUUUGUUCUGCUGGAUUGCUAUCCACAAUGUUGCUGGCUUCAUUGUCUGGACAGUUCUUUACGGUUUCGCGUCCGGUGUUAUUAUCUCGGCCUCACCUUCGGUUGUUGCGCACAAGACACUUUGUCCGGAGAUUACCAACAUCGGGUCCCGGCUUGGCUUGAGCUGGGCUUUUGCCGCUGCUGGCAUUCUCAUUGGUACCCCCAUUGCCGGAGCAGGUGUCAACAUCGCAAGCGCAAACUUCAUCGUUGGGCAGACGUUCUCCGGUGCCAUGAUGGCCGCGGGUGUCGUCCUACUUCUCGUUCCAACCUGGUCGGUAUUCCGUUACAAAAGUCCUGUCUAG
Messenger RNA from Dissoconium aciculare CBS 342.82, 1308 nucleotides. RefSeq names its product MFS monocarboxylate transporter. Lineage: Eukaryota; Fungi; Ascomycota; Dothideomycetes; Mycosphaerellales; Dissoconiaceae. Gene Ontology annotation, molecular function: transmembrane transporter activity. The transcript is spliced from 5 exons. The record is from RefSeq and is a predicted model, not a curated record. Gene Ontology annotation, cellular component: fungal-type vacuole membrane. Gene Ontology annotation, biological process: transmembrane transport. The coding region runs from base 1 to 1308 and encodes 435 amino acids.